Molecule: messenger RNA, 1665 nt
Organism: Diabrotica balteata
Lineage: Eukaryota; Metazoa; Arthropoda; Insecta; Coleoptera; Chrysomelidae
Source: the annotation of a GenBank genome assembly
AUCAAGUGUGUAGGUAGUGUAUAGUGUAUUCUUUUACGAACAUAAUGGAUUCACCAGUAAUUACCGUAACAGAAGGUCAGAUAAGAGGUUAUCGGAGAAAAAAUUUAGAUGAAGAAGAAUUCUAUGCCUUUUUGGGAAUUCCCUAUGCAAAACCUCCUGUUGGGGAUUUACGUUUCAAAGCUCCGGAACCUGUAGAAAAAUGGGAACAUAUUAAAGAUGCCACAAAAGAUGGACCUCCAAGCUACCAAUGGGACGAUAUCGAAAAGAAAGUUGUUGGUUCGGAAGACUGUCUACACUUAUGUGUUUACACAAAAACACUUCCAUCUGAAGAAGCUUCACUUAAACCAGUAAUGGUAGUCUUGGUAUCUGUUAAUUAUCGUCUCGGAUUCUUAGGAUUUCUACAUUUUGACGAUACAUCUUUGAAUGUGUACGGCAAUGCAGCACUUAAAGAUCAACAGCUGGCUUUGAAAUGGGUUCAAAAGAAUAUUCACAAAUUUAACGGUGACCGUAAUAACGUAACCAUUUUUGGGGAAAGCGCUGGAAGUGCCAGUGUCCACUAUCACGUUCUUAGUCCAUCGUCCAAAAAUCUGUUUCACAAAGCUAUUCUACAAAGCGGAAGCACCUUUGGCCCUUUGUCAAGAUCGAAAAGCCAGAACGUUGGACUUCAAUUAGGCCAAAUUGUUGAUGAAAAUGUUAAAACUGAAAAAGAAGCACUUAAGGUACUGCAGAAAUUGACAGGCAAAGAAGUAUAUGAGACACAACAAAAGUUUAUUGCAAAAUAUGGAAGACAACUAAACAUAGGUCCAAAAAUUGAAAAGCCCAACGACUCAGCUAUUAUCACUGCUCUCCCUCAAGAUCUAGUGGUUAAGGGUCACUAUAACAAAGUUCCAUUAUUGUUCGGUUUUAAUAGCAUGGAAGGAAUAUUAUUUGGAAUAUAUCAACAAAAGGAACUUAAAAAGGGACUGAAACCAGAUUAUUUUAACAUCGACAGGUAUGUUCACCCACAUAUGGAAAUAGGGCUUAAUGAUCCAAAGAGGGAGUUGAUUAAAGAAAAAAUCAGGAAGUUUUAUUUUACUGAAAAUACAGUUGAAACCGCAAAUUAUUUGAUGGUUACCGAUUGUAAUUAUAUAGCCCCCGUAGUUGGAAUUGCAAAGCUUCACGCAAAGACCCAACCCGAACCUGUUUAUUUAUAUAGAAUGAGUCUGGACGCUGGACUAAAUUUCCUUAAACGUUCCAACAGUGGUUUUGAUCAUAUUCCAGGUGUUUGCCAUGCUGAUGAUCUAGGAUAUUUGUUCCAAAUGCCGUUAGAGUCUCUCAAUAUGCACAGGGGAGAGAAAGAAAUAAAAGCAAUCAGAAGAUUUGUUAAACUAUGGACUAAUUUUGCAAAACAUGGCAACCCAACUCCUAAAGGAAACGAUUUUAACCUAACGUGGAAUCCAGUUAAUGAAGAAGAAGUUAGUUACUUGGAUAUUGGAGAAGAAUUAACGAUAAAAAGCAAUCCCGAGCCCGAGAGGUUGAAAUUGUGGAAGGAAAUAUUUCAGCUUAGCACAUAUACGCAAUAUUAUUUGCAGUAAUAUCUAGGUUGAUAAAAAUGUUAAUUUGUGUGUAAAUAUUUAAAGAGAAAGUGACUUUUAUGUAUAAAUGUAUUAAAAACCUUUUCACUAA